AUGAUUCUAUCUCAGUAUACAUCGUAUGCCCUGGUGGCAAUCCUCCUCCCUCCGGCGACUUUGGGUCGCUCUGUUUUUUCAUUCUUUGGAGACAAUACCCAAAAGGCUCUUAUGAGGUUAGACUGUGAUGAUGGCACUGGCAUUGCAGACCCAGAUGGCAAGUGCAAUGGCACUGGAGUUGUGGAUGACCCGAUAGGCCGUGACCACCACCGAGAAGGGUUCAAGUUCGAAAACCCAUCCAAAGACUGCAAAUAUGUGACCCAAAUGUACAUUUGGGAUUCAUUCAAACAUCUCGAGAAAGACAUGAGCAAGCUGUUCACGCUGAUUCAUAAGGAUGUCAGUUUCACUGUCGUCGGUAAUCACCCGAUCGCUGGCCACUACAAUGACCUCAUGCAUUUCUAUGUCAACGCACUGCGUCGCGUUAGCAUGCUGUUCAUUGACCAUGCCAACUUGUUCGAGGUCCACCCCCAGGGGAUCUUUGGUGGAUGCAAUGCUGAAUGGUCGGUGCAGGAAGUUCAAUUCAAAGGCGUGAUGAAUUCCGGUGACCCAUUUGAUAUUAUAAAUGUCUGGUUCACGCGCUGGGAUCAUGAUCAAAUGGUCGAGAUUCGCACAUACGUUGACGCACCAAAGAUCAUGGAAGCAUUGCACAAGAAUGAGAUAUGGUGGAACGGCACGACGCAUAGAAACAACGUGCAGUAUAUGCCAGGGCCAUCGGGAAUGCCGGAUCUGGAGGAACUUGAAGGGUUAAUGGGAUAUCCAAAUGGAAGCAAAUACAAGGACUAA
Messenger RNA from Penicillium bovifimosum, 783 nucleotides. Its product is annotated as nuclear transport factor 2 family protein. The record is from RefSeq and is a predicted model, not a curated record. Gene Ontology annotation, molecular function: DNA-binding transcription factor activity. The transcript has 2 exons. Gene Ontology annotation, biological process: response to xenobiotic stimulus. Lineage: Eukaryota; Fungi; Ascomycota; Eurotiomycetes; Eurotiales; Aspergillaceae. The coding region runs from base 1 to 783 and encodes 260 amino acids.